UGCCCACAAAAAGAUACUUUAUCGUAGCAAUGAUUACUCGCCACUUUCAAUACAGCAGUACAGCAACGCUCGUAUAAAAGACCCAACGCACCGCUGGACAGCAUUCAGUAGCUAUCUAGCAGUCUGACAAGAAGUGCAAGAUGAGAUUUCUGAUCGCUUUCGCCGCCGUCCUCGGCUACGCCUCGGCCUCGGCCAUCCUGCCUUUCGCGUACGGCAUCAACGCCGGCGACGCGCAAGCGGCCGCCAUUGACGCCAACGUGGCCGCGCAAGACCAUGCGCGCGCGGCGCUGGAGGGGAAUCUCAGGGCGAACGAAGCCGCCGUGCAGUGGAACACUGAGGCCGUUCGACAGAACGCGGAGGCCGCUAGGGACAUCAAUGAGAACGCUUACUGGAAUGGCGUCGCCCAUUCCCAGAACGUCGUAGCCGCCGCCCAAUCGCAAGCUGCCGCCCUGAACGGCGUCGCCGCCGCCCGCGCCGGUCAGUGGGGCGCCCACGUCGCGCCCUACGGCGCCGUAAGCGCCUGGGGCGCCCCCCUCCUCCACGGCGGUCUGGGCUACCAUGGCGCCGGUCCGGGCUACCCUGGCGCCGGUCUGGGCAUCCAUGGCGCCGCUCUGCGCGCGUGGUAAAACCGCAAAACAACUGACGGUGCUAACCAGAGAAUAGCCUUAUGAUGUUUUGUUUAAACAUUCUAAAGGAUUUGUCAACUAGAAGUUAAUAAAGGCAUUAAAAUACGAGUGUGGAUUUAUGAAACGAGCGAAGUGAGUUUUAUAAAAGGACCACACAAGUGUUUUAAUGCCUAAUUAUAUUUAGACCUUUGACACGCUCGAUAAAUCUCGAUGCAGUAGCGAUACAGUCAUGAAUACGCGGCUGUCAAAAGCGCGUAUAUAUCGCUUUGUGUAUCGCUUUUAUAGCUAUUUUUGAUCAAGUUAUGGUAUGUUUAUAGCAGAGCUCAAAACUGAACUCUAAUAACAAUUUUAUAAAGUUAAAAUCACUGUAAACUGCACCGUAUUCGCAAUUUGAGUACUAGUCCCAUCUUUACUUAAAUCGGACUAUGUUCAGUCUAUAGUGGACUUUAUAUCAAUGUAUAUAAGAUUCAAAACGUUUCUCUGGUUAGUUAUACGUACGAACUGGAUCUGAUAGGAAACAAUGAUUGCUCAACGGAAAAACAAACGGUCUCAUUUAGUAACUCUCUUUGUAGAUACCCUAAUGCCAUCACUGCCAAAGUGUAAAUAAAUACACAUUUUUAAGACGA
This is a messenger RNA of Cydia strobilella, 1252 nucleotides long. RefSeq names its product cuticle protein 1-like (gene CPH4). The record is from RefSeq and is a predicted model, not a curated record. Lineage: Eukaryota; Metazoa; Arthropoda; Insecta; Lepidoptera; Tortricidae. The coding region runs from base 141 to 626 and encodes 161 amino acids. The transcript is spliced from 3 exons.